Messenger RNA from Panthera uncia (snow leopard), 5482 nucleotides. RefSeq names its product glycosyltransferase like domain containing 1 (gene QTMAN). The record is from RefSeq and is a predicted model, not a curated record. NCBI's taxonomy places the organism in Eukaryota, Metazoa, Chordata, Mammalia, Carnivora, Felidae. The transcript is spliced from 12 exons. Bases 3071 to 4438 code for a protein of 455 amino acids. Gene Ontology annotation, molecular function: glycosyltransferase activity.
UAUAUUCAUUUUAUUUUAUUUAAUCUGAAGUUUAUGUAUUUGUUUAUAAUAUUAUUUCCAUCAAAAGAUUGGAUAUAAAUUGUUUUGACAAUGAACUCUGCCUCCAUGAUACAUGAUAUAUAUUUUAGCAACUUACCUGAUGUGAAUAUACCACAUGUUCAAAUAAUUAAUCAAGGAGAAUAGAGGAAUUUUACUUUUCCAGUGAUGAUGAUGAUAGUUUUUCCUACAUUAUGUGGCUCUGAAUAAGACACUAUUGGGAGGUUGGAGCUAUGAGAGAAGAGACUUAGGUUUCGUAGGAAGAAGAGGUUUGUUCAUUAUACUAUCAACAAGGUCUGGUGCUAAAGAAGACUAUGCCUAGCAAACAAAAACUUUUUGGGGGGGUCGCUUAUUUUCACAGAAUUUGUGUUUGAUAACAAGCCUGAUGUAUUUUCCCAUCAAGGAAUGUAUUAUGGUCAAAUCAUUUGAUCAUUAAUCUCUGCAAAUGACUAACUUGGUUAACUUUUCAUGUGAUGUUUGCCGCUACCAUCCUAAAAUUCUUUGCCAAAAAGGUAUAAAGUAAACGUAUUUCACUGUUUCUGUUCUAUUUGCAAUUAGUUGGCUUCAUGCAAACCUCAUCAUUGAAAUAUUUUUUAGCUGGGAAAAUUAUGUUAUAUUUAUAUGAAAAGGGAAAUUUUUUUUUACCUCCUUCCACCGAGUUGAAUAGAAAUUGCAUCUGAAGCUAUAUAAAAAAUAAAGUUAAAGCAGUCACUACACUGGCCUAAACUGGUGGACAGAUCUUCCGAGUACAGAAUGUCUGCAUUAGAAGUAUAGUAUUUUAUCAUUCUUUUUUCCCUUUCCACCUUAAAUCUGUGUGUUCUUUUUUUCCAACAAUUUUACUGUGCAUUCUCCAUCCAUUAAAAUGUUUUGUGGAAAUUCUGUACUCUAGGGAGCAUUGGUAGUUGAUAAUAACUUUCCACAAUUAUUUUUUGUGAUAUAAGUGAGAACAUGGGUGCCAUGACGUUGUGUUUUAGAAUUUCUUAGAACUUCCCCCUGAAAAGAUGUGACUCUAACCUUUAAGAUGAUACUGUAUUUCAACAAGGUAUGCAGUGUGACUGUAAAAGGAGAGUCAAGCAGCCCUGAAAGCUCCAGUCUUCAGAGACCAGUCAGAAGUCAAAAGACCUAUGGGCUAUGUUUUAGCUAAUUCUAAAAGAGGGUAAUUGCAGAAAGUAAUAUAAGUUUGCAUGGAAUAAUCACUAAAUUCUUUAACUUGCUGCGACUACAGCCCCAAACAUCUGUUUAGGUGACUCCUUGCUACCUUACAAAUCAUUCUUAAACAUAGUGGCUUAAAAUAUUUAUUUUGCUCAGGAGUCUGUGAUUUGGAAAGGUUCAUUUGGCAUAGUGUGUCUUUGGUACACUUUGUGUCAGUUGUGUGGUUCAAAAGGAGGGGCUAGAAUCAUCUGAAGGCUUGCCCAAGCCCACGUUUGGUGGUGCAGGCUGGCUGAGAUAACAGGUGGGGGUCUUGGUCAGAGCACUGACAUGUGGCCUUUCCUUGUUGCCUGGGUUUCCUCACAGUAUGGUAGCUGGGUUAUAAGGGAGAGGUGGGAAGAGAGAGACAGAGAGGAAAAAGGGGGGUUGGAGAGACAGAGACAGGAUGAGCCUAUGUCUAUAUUGCCUUUUAUAACUUUCAGAAGUCACAUGGUAUUAUUUCCAAGACAUUUUGUUCCUUGAUACAAAGCCCUACUCAAUUUAAGCUGGAAAGGAUAUUAUCUCUGUUUCUGGGUGCAUGACUGGCAAGGUCCUGGAAGGUCAUGUGGGAUUGGAAAUAUUGCUGUGGCCAUUUAUAAAAAAAUACAGUCUGCCACAACAGUUUGCCUGAUUACCUGUGUUCUCUUAUCUCUGGCCUCAGAAUAAGUGAUUGGGAUGAGUGAGGUACCAACAUUCACUAGUUAAGUGUAGAAGGUAGAAUAUCAGGAUACAGAUUGAAAUACUUGUCUAUGUUCCUUUACACUUUAUUUGUGAUUUUAUUUCUUUCUGGAAUUCUGCCUUUGUUUGUCCUUAGGAGGCAGAGCUAAAAUUGUGAAAAAUAGGAUUUUAUGUUAUGCCAGCUUUAUUGAAAGGUGCUGUGAUGUAUUGCAUCUGAAUGACCAGUGUUCACAUUUCAGUUCCCUUACUUUCUAACUGUGUGACAUUGGGACAGUUACUUAGCUUCUCUGAGGUCACACAUUUACAAAGUUAAUGUGAUGAUACUUUUCAUAGAGAGUUCGUUGUAAAAUAGAGAUAUGAUAUGUAAAGGGACAGCUUAGUGACUGGGAGGUCCUGGGGUCUCAGCUAUUAUCAUUAGGCAGGUUGAUGAAAAUGUGUGAUUUAGGAUGUUAAAUUGAUUGUGACCAGAAUGAUAGAUUAAAAAACCAGUUUGGGAUAUGUAGAUAUUUUGAAGCUAAAACCAAAGGAUUUUGAAUAGAGGGAAACCUAUGAAGGGAUUCAGGAAGAGUAUGUCUCCUUUUUGAAAGGUACAUAAUUCUUUAUAUGCUGUUUAUCAACUUUUAACUGAGAUGAUGUUUCAAAUUUAUUAAAAUAAUUAGCAGUUAGUUAAGGUAUUAUAUUAAAUGUCCUAAUAUUGUAGUUCGAAAUGUUGUAUAUUUAGUGAAAAUUGUUACUUUUUUCCUACUUCUGUUUUCAUUUAUUUUUUGAAGUUUAUUUAUUUAUUUUGACAGAGAAAGAGAGAGCAUGAGCCAGGGAAGGGCAGAGAGAGGGAAAGAGAGAAUCCCAAACAGGCUCCAUGCUAUCAGCACAGAGCCUGACGUGGGGCUCAAUCCCAUAAACCACAGAACAUGACCUGAGCUGAAAUCAAGAGUUGGACGCUUAACAGACUGAACCACCCAGUUCUCAGGGCUGGAGAUCCAAGAUCAAGGUGUCAGUAGAUUUACUUUGUUCUGAAGUCUCCUUGGCUUGUGGAUGAUCACCUUUGUGCUGGCUACCUUAUAUGUUGUCUCCUCACACGGUUGUGCUUUAAGAAGACUAUAGGGAAGAACACAUUUUCUUCUUGCCACAAAAGUUGCAAUAGAAAAUCUGUGAAGUCUUAAAAGGACCGAUGAGUAUUCUCAUCAUUGAAGCGUUCUAUGGAGGGUCCCAUAAACAGCUGGCGGAUCUGCUCCAAGAAGAGUUAGAAGACUGUGUCCUUUAUUCCCUUCCUGCAAAGAAAUGGCAUUGGAGAGCGCGCACAUCGGCUUUAUACUUCUCCCAGAAUAUUCCCAUCAGUGAACAGUACAGGAUCCUCUUUGCAAGCUCAGUGCUGAACCUGACUGAACUGACUGCCCUUCGGCCUGACCUUGGGAAGUUGAAAAAGAUUCUGUACUUCCAUGAGAACCAAUUGGUAUAUCCUGUCAAGAAAUGUCAGGAGAGGGAUUUUCAGUAUGGAUACAACCAAAUUCUCUCAUGCCUGGUGGCUGAUGUGGUGGUAUUCAACUCGGUUUUUAACAUGGAGUCAUUUCUCACCUCUAUUGGAAAAUUUAUGAAGCUGAUUCCUGAUCACAGACCCAAGGAUCUGGAAAGCAUCAUCAGACCCAAGUGCCAAGUUAUUUACUUUCCCAUCAGGUUUCCUGAUGUGAGCAGAUUCAUGCCCAAGCACAAAACAACCCAUCUACAGAAGAUUCUCAGCCUUAAAGGAAAUGGUGGUACUGCUCCAUCGAUGGCCCCUGCUUUCCACCAGGAGCAGAAAGGUUCUGAGAAUCUAUUGAAGAAUUUUAAUUCAGAGUCUGGACCCUGUAAUGCUGCACAACAAGAAAACCUGGGUAGCUCAUUAACGCAGGAGCCAGACUUGAGAAUGUGCCACUCAUCAGAUAAUUCGAGCUCUCUUCAUGAGGAAGAUAAACAAAAUACGACUUCUAGUCCCUGUGACAUUUUCGGUGGAAUUGACGAUCCACAAAGACCACUGCACAUUGUGUGGCCUCACAGGUGGGAACAUGAUAAAGAUCCAGAGAGUUUUUUUAAGGUAUUAAUGCACCUUAAGGACUUAGGACUCAAUUUCCAUGUGUCUGUCCUUGGAGAAACCUUCACAGAUGUCCCAGAUGUAUUUUCAGAGUCCAAAAAGGCAUUGGGAUCGUCUGUCAUACACUGGGGCUACUUACCCAGCAAAGAUGACUAUUUCCAAGUACUGUGCACGGCUGAUGUUGUCAUCUCAACAGCUAAGCAUGAAUUCUUUGGAGUGGCGAUGUUGGAAGCUGUGUAUUGUGGUUGCUACCCACUUUGUCCCAAAGAUUUGGUUUAUCCUGAGAUAUUUCCAGCUGAAUAUCUGUAUUCUACACCUGAACAGCUUUCAAAAAGGCUCCAGAAUUUCUGCAAGAGACCAGAUAUUAUAAGAAAACAUCUUUAUAAGGGUGAAAUGACUCCUUUUUCUUGGGCGGCCCUACAUGGUAAAUUCAGGUCUCUGCUUACAACAGAACCUAGGGAAGAUUUGUGACAGAUGGGGCUAAGUCACAAACUUGCAGCCUAAGGCAGAAUCUGUAGAACUUUCCAGAGUGUGCCCAUAUUUACCUGAUCAGAGAGAAAAGAAAAUCUGCAGAGGAAGCUGAGCCUGGCUGCUUGUCAUAGCUGACACAGAGCCAUCUGCCACAAACCUGUGGCGGCUUCAGAUCUCCCAUCCCUGCCACCACCCCAACUCAAAUUAAAUACAGAUUCCUAGAGACGUUAUGAUGGUUACACAUGUCCUCGGCAUCACAUGGAGGAGACUGUUCAAAAAAAUAUGUGGCCUGUUGUAUAACCGCACUCAUGUAUCCCAUAUGUGGUGCCACAUUGAAUUUCCGGUUGAAUCCGUUUUUAUCCUUUGUACUGGAUGACAUGGUGCCUGAAUUCUUUCUUUUUGCCGACACGAUGGCAGCCGAACUGCAGCUUCAAAAGCUCGCACUUGGCUGUGUUUCUACCUAGGUUGCCAGGUUAUCAUCGGAACCUUCUUGUGUCCUCAAAGGGCCACAGGGUCUGAAGGGAGGAUCAGAAUGCUACCGGACUAAUUGGGCAGCCAUCUCACAGUUGUUUGUGGGCAAAGGGCUGCUUUAGCACUUUUAUUUUAGCCAAUUAAUGACUCUCUGGCACGGGGGUGUUUAAGUGAAGGUAUUAAUAAGGGGUCUGGCAGGUAUUCCCAUGAUCCGCAGAGUUACAUUUGCAUUUAAUUUAUUUUAAAGUUGCGAGAUAAACAGCUGUAAUUUGGACAAACAUGGGAAAUACACUAAGUGGAGCCAUCUUGCCCAUAAAAUGAACACUGAGAUACUCGUUUCAAUUUUUUUUCCCCUGGGGUAAAAAUAGAGAAAUCAAAAUACUUCUACUAAAAACAGUAAUUUUGAUAUAAAUAUUCCUCAAAAAUAUUUGCAUCCAGCUACAAAUAUGAUCUUUUCAAGAUAAAUCACUUAUGAUUCCAAUAGUCAAGCUGCUGUAUUUGUUGAUAUAAAGAUGUUUUGAACGGCUAGAUUGUAAAAUAAAUUUUUAAUAAAGUGCCUACUGCAAUUUUUAA